This is a messenger RNA of Lotus japonicus, 952 nucleotides long. RefSeq lists its product as uncharacterized. The transcript has 3 exons. NCBI's taxonomy places the organism in Eukaryota, Viridiplantae, Streptophyta, Magnoliopsida, Fabales, Fabaceae. Bases 225 to 668 code for a protein of 147 amino acids. The record is from RefSeq and is a predicted model, not a curated record.
AACGUUAUUCAAACCCCCCCCUUUCUACCGUUUUUCAUACCUUCAUUAGGUACCGCAUUCAAGUCGAAGUGUAUGAUGGCUAUAAGAAUGCCGUGUUUUUCCUUAAUGAUGCUCAAGUUAAGGAGGUGAUUAACUUGGCCCCCCCGGAUCUGUUAUUUCGUUUGGAUUGUGAUGUUGAUGUCGAUUAUCCGUCGGAGGUUGAGGAAAAAGUUAUAGGAAAAAGUAUGCUGUUCAAAGUUUCUAAGAUUCCUGGAUUAGCACUGAAGGGAUACCCUUGCUAUGAGGUUCUUCGAGUUUGUUCUGAUCAUGAGAUUAUCUCAGUUUUCAUUUCUCAGGCAAGAAGUAUCUCAUCAGUUAUGGUUACUGAUGGUGAGGGACAACACUCAGGUCAUGAUGGCAGUCAGGGGGAAAGUAACAGUGCUGGUGUUUCAAAAUUUGUGAAAAGAAAAUUGUUGGUUGGUGCAAGUGAGCUUAGUGAAGAUUCGGACCAUAAGUUAAUGAAGAUUGAAUCAAAGGUGGGGGAUAAAGGUGAAAUCAGUUCUCUUUCAGUGUCCAAUGGUGAGGAUGGUAUGUUAGGUGAAAUUAAUCGCCUAAAGGCAAUUAAGAUAUCUGAUGAUGGAUCUUACAACCAGAGUUCCUUUUUACCAAGCGCUGGCUUCAGUAAUUAGUGCAGACAUAAAUCAUUGUCUUAAGGUGUUGGCUCUAAGAAGUUUGUAACAAGUUGGUGGAUUUUGGUUGCUGAAUGAAGUCUCAAUGCACCUGGAUAUUUUGUGUUAGUAAUAUGUAAGACCCCUUUUUGUAUAUCUAUGUGGUCAUGGAUCUUAGUAUUAUAUUUAUGUACUUGUAAUAUUAGAUGCAUUUUGUUAUAACUACGUGUAUUGUGCUGAACUUCAUAAUUAUAUGGUAGUUUGUAUCAUUUUCAGAACUAUGUUAUGUAAAUUUCAGUCUAAUU